GGGUGAGCUGUAAUUUUGCAGUAGUGUGCUCCGCGCUGACAUUCUGUGAUAGGCGAACAGAGGCCACCGGGGGACUUGCCUCUGCUUCUCAAGGCGACAGAAAGAGCACCGUCAGAUUGUCCAGGGGGAGAGCUGCUGAGGAAAAAUGACCCAGCGUUGCCUGAACUGCCUGAAGUACACUCUGUGUGCCUUCAAUUUCUUGUGCUGGUUGUGUGGCAGCUUCGUGCUGGGGUUUGGGAUCUACCUCAUGAUGAGCUCUAAGUUCUCCACUCUGGUGCCCUCGCUGCCCUCCAUCAACAUUGCGAACACACUAGUCAUCACUGGCACCAUCGUCACCUGCGUCUCCUUCUUGGGGUUCCUGGGAGCCCUGAAGGAGAACCGCUGCCUGCUCAUCUCGUUCUUCAUCCUGCUGUUCCUGCUGAUGCUUGUGGAGUUGGCCAUGGCAAUCCUGCUGCUGGUCUUCGAGAAGGAUAUUGACAGUUUCUUCAAGGAUGAUCUGAAGAAGAGUCUAGAGACAUACAAAAAAGACAUAAACAGUUCGAAGAACAUAACAGCGAAACAUGACUGGGACACCAUCCAGAGCCUGUUCAAGUGCUGUGGAGUUGAAGGGCGACAAGAUUGGACCGAAGUUCGAGUGCCCCAGUCAUGCUGUGUUGACUCCUGCAAGAAUUCCACAGAGCUGUACUGGGAGAAGGGCUGCUACACCCUGCUGAAAGAAUGGUUUGAGACCAACUUCCUUACCGUUGGGGUGGCCGUCAUCAUCCUGUGCAUCAUCGAGGUCCUGGGAAUGUGUUUCUCCAUGACCCUCUUCUGUCACAUCAGACAGUCUGGAGGGGGUUACAAAUGAAAGGAAGACCAAGGGACAAAAUCUCACAUGGGUAUCAGCCAGGUCUAACUACACCCUCCCCUCCUCCCCCUCACAGCCCUCUCCUGCCUCAAACCCCCUCCUUCCCCUGUCCUGCCCUGGGAUAGGCACACCCCAGUGUCCCCAGUGUCUCCAGCUGCCCCUCUUCUGAACAGCAGCCACAUCAGCCUAUGAACCAGACACAGAGUCUGCCAACACACAAGCCACUCCCAGGAUGUCUUAUUUCACUGCCUGUGGGUUGGACCGAAGACUCUGCUGAUCCCUGUAGAUGUUCAUAUUCCAGCCAGCUUGUUGCAGCAGAAAGAGCCCUUAAAAGACAAAGCCUUUUGCCGUACAUGAUGUGCACAUUUUAGAAUCCGACAAGCAGGACAGAAGACUGUUGAAGACACCCAAGCCAUCCGUUUUAGUUAUUGCAGUCUCUCAUGAUAGAGCCUAGUCAACAGGAAGAAGCUGUGACCCGUGAAAGACAACAGUGCACUGAACAGGUUCUGUAUCUCUGUAUAUAAUGGAGUUUCUAAGUCCAUGCAUUCAAAUUGUUUUGUACAGACUGUAAUUGUAACAUUAAUUCCUACUCACAGAGUACUAGAUUAUGCAAUCCAAAUAAUUUCAAAAUUGAUCCUGUAUUAUGUAUCCAUUGUAUGUGUGUAUAAUAACUGCUAAUAAAUGUGUAGUUUAUUUAUGA
Lepisosteus oculatus (spotted gar) is the source of this 1547-nucleotide messenger RNA. RefSeq names its product leukocyte surface antigen CD53. The record is from RefSeq and is a predicted model, not a curated record. Lineage: Eukaryota; Metazoa; Chordata; Actinopteri; Semionotiformes; Lepisosteidae. Gene Ontology annotation, cellular component: plasma membrane.